AUAACCCCUUUCAUCCUUUUUUCAAAAGCAUUGUUGUCUCGACCCGAAGAAAAAAAAAAACCAGUGCAUCUCUUGUUCAGAAAAGUUCCGCAAUUUUUUUGUCUUAUUGGUGAAUCACCAUAGAAACAAAUUAGUUUCAUCACCUGAGGAAUAAAAAUUUAUUAUACGGACUGACACUUAUAAGACAUGUUCAUAUCAUUGGGUUAUCAAACAGGGAAACAAAGACCAUACUGAAUUGGGAGAAAAACGACGAUCCGUAAACUGAAAAAGAAAAAAAAAUUAUGGUUCACCCUGUACCACAACGAUGAGCCCGUUUCCGUCUCCUACGUUUUACCGGGGAUCGUCAAAUGUGCGCACACACACACACACACGCUCACACACAUACCCACACCACCCUGUGUUCCUUCCCAGCGCGGCUGCUGUCCAAGAUAUAUUUAUACACCACUGGAAUAUUGGAUAAGCGCUGA
Radiomyces spectabilis is the source of this 467-nucleotide messenger RNA. RefSeq lists its product as uncharacterized. The record is from RefSeq and is a predicted model, not a curated record. Bases 305 to 460 code for a protein of 51 amino acids. The transcript has a single exon. Lineage: Eukaryota; Fungi; Mucoromycota; Mucoromycetes; Mucorales; Radiomycetaceae.